AUGUUAAAAAGUUAAUCAACAGAACUAUUUGUUAGUCCUGAAGAAUUAUAGAGAAUUACUUUCUUUGCCACUCAAAAUCAAAGAAACAGUCAUAAACCAUAUAUCUCUAAUGUUAAAUAGGAGGAAUAUACCUUUAAGCCUUAGGUAAGUAAUUAUAAGAUAAUUAAUUGUAGAUCAAUAAGAAAUCAGUUAACAUCUAAAGAACAGUUGAUGAUCUCUUAAGAUGGAAUGAAAGGAAGUCAUAAAGAUUAUAGCAGUGCUAUGAUGAUACUGUAAAUGUUCAUUUCUAAUUAGAUAGACAUAAGAAUUAUAAUAAAAUGCCAACCGCUUAACUCAUGAAGUUGAUACCAAUUAACCUAGUGUUUUUGAGAGAUUAUAUGUAGUAAGAAAGAGCAAUGAAACUAUUUAAUGUAAAUGUUCUUUUGCAAUUCAUUUAUAUUUAGAGACCACAAAGCGUAAUACAUCUGAUUCACAUCCUUAUUUUACUAAGAAUAUGUCAAAUACAUUAUAUUCUGAAUACAAAAAGUAAAUGAGUGGCACUCCAGAAUAAUAAGAAAGUGAACAUUAAUAAGUUUUGGAAUAAGAAGAGACAACUCCUCAAAAAGUAUGUCUGCCAAAUAGAUUCUAUUUUGAUCAAUCAGAAUAACAAUAAAAUACUGAACCUGAAGUAUAAUACUUCAUUUAUAUUAUUGCAUAGCCUAAAGUCACAAUUCCAUAGCAUAUGUUUGUAGAUUUUAGAUAACAAAUCAAAUAGAUUAAUGAUGAACCAGAGCCAAUUCCUUCCAAGAAACCUAUGAAUAAAAAAGAAAUAGAUUUGAUGGUAGAAAGGUAAAGUAUAUGUAAUCAUUGAUAAAUAGAAUGAAUAAUUGGCUUCAAAAAAGAAAUUAUAAGAUUUAAGAGUAAUAAGAUAGACAAAUACAAAAUGAAUCCAAUGAAUGUACUUUCUAUCCAAAACUUAGCUGUACUAAAUAAAGUAAAUUAUAAUAAUCAAUUCAAAAUUCUCAAAGAGUUUCAUAACAAUCCUCAUAUUCCAAUUUAUUCAGAAGUAAAAACAAUUGA
Messenger RNA from Paramecium pentaurelia, 1059 nucleotides. NCBI's taxonomy places the organism in Eukaryota, Ciliophora, Oligohymenophorea, Peniculida, Parameciidae. The record is from the annotation of a GenBank genome assembly.